AGGAGGCCGAGAGGCAAAGGCAUUGACCUCUUGCUGACCCUGUUUGCCCAGUUCUUCAGGUUGAGGCCCAGAACUGAUUCAGCUGUCCCAGUGUCCUGCCCUCCCCCUUCCAGACUUCCCCUUCUUGUGAGCCCCUCUUCAGGGCGCCUGCUGGUGGAGGGUACAGCGGGUGGGGCUGAGAAGUGGAAGGGGGUGUCAGAGGAUGAGACAACAGCUGCAGGACUAGAGAGAGACUGAGGAGGAAGAUGAUCAGACUGAGCUUAGAUCCUGGAGUUUAGAGCCUGGAACCCAGAGCCCAGCUCCAGACUCCGAGAACAGAAGACCAGACUAGACUUCCCGCCAGGAAAAAGCGGGGGCGCCCGCCCCUCCCGUCCCUGGAGCCGAAGCUAGAGCCCGAGCCCAAGCCGUCAGCGCGGCGGAACGAGCAGCGCCAGCCCAGUGGGGCUAGUGGGGCCGCAGCCGCUGUCCGCGGUUCUGAAAUGAAGGCGGCGGCGCGCCAUCGGCCCUGAGCCCCAGAGCAGGCGGCGGGGAGGUCGGAGGGAGGAGCCGCCAUGCGGGCGGCCCGGCCGGCGGACGCCUCCCUGCUCUGCAUCCCCGCCACGCUUCUGCUCUGCCUCAGCUCCGCCAGCCUGUGCUUGGUGGAGGCGGACAGCCCCUCUGCCCCAGUCAAUGUCACCGUCAAACAACUGACGGCCAACUCAGCUAUGGUGAGCUGGGACGUGCUUGACGACGAGGUGGUCAUUGGUUUUGCAAUUUCCCAGCAGAAGAAGGAUGUGCGGAUGCUGCGGUUUAUCCAGGAGGUGAACACCUCCACCCGUUCUUGUGCCCUCUGGGAUCUGGAGGAGGACACAGAGUACAUCGUUCACGUGCAAGCCAUCUCCAUCCAGGGCCAGAGCCCUGCCAGUGAGCCUGUCACCUUCAAGACCCCUCGAGAGGCAGAGAAGCUGGCCUCCAAAAACAAAGAUGAGGUGACCAUGAAGGAGAUGGGGAUGAAGAGCCAGCAGCUUAGGACAGGCGAGGUGCUCAUCAUCGUGGUGGUCCUAUUCAUGUGGGCAGGUGUCAUUGCUCUUUUCUGUCGCCAGUAUGACAUCAUCAAGGACAAUGAGCCCAACAACAAGGAGAAAGCCAAGAGCGCCUCAGAGAAUAGCACCCCAGAGCACCAGGGUGGGGGUCUCCUUCGAAGCAAGAUCUGAAAACCUCUUACCUACUCAAAGGGCUUUGAGCACCUGGGAAGAACAGAACUAGAGAAUCGUUGUUCUGACAAUGGUCAUUCAGAUCCUGGUCCUCUCCAUCUCCUCCUCUCUCUACACUAUCAGCCUUCUCACCUCCCUACCCCCAGACUUGGGUUUCCUCUUCUCAAUCCCUGCUCUUAGCUGUUAUCUUUCCACUGUGCUUUCCCUUAAGAGCAACUCCUCUUACACACACACACACACACACACACACACACUCUCUCUCUCACUCUCACAUUCUCUCUCUCUCUUCAAACCUCCCCACCAGUUCCAAAAACACUUUCAAUGGAUGUAGUUGUCGUGGGUAUGCUGAGAAGAAGGGGUCCCCGAGCUGCAAGAUGCCAAGGAUCAAUGGGAAGGAUUGUAGUGAGGAGUGAUGUUCAUGCUGUCCCUGGGCACCCAAGAAGUUGGGUGAGGCUUCAGGCCAAACAAGUGGCUGGGGAAACAGGAGACUCCAGCAUGUUCACUCCCUGGAGGGGCUGACUGGUUCCUACCUUUCCAGUCCCAUAGGCCCAGGCUUCAACAAGGGCAGCCUGUUCCCACCACCCCCAUAGAUACUCCACCUCUGACUUCUCACCAGCUCCAAGCCUACUGACUAGGCCUUGGCAAUUCCUUCCAUCUCUCUCUCCCCACCUUCCAAAUCUAAGCUCUUUAUGAGCAUCACUGAAGCAUAACUGGCUUUCUGCAGGGAGACACUCACCCUUUCUCUUCCCUUUUCCUUUUCCUUCUACGUCCCUGUACCCCAUUCCAAAAAGCCCUAGGAGCAAGGAUAGGAAGGGCUGUUCCACAGUUUGGGAAAGCAUUCUGUUGACUGUUUCUCCACUCCUGCCUUCCACCUCCUUGUCCUAUACUGGAAAAGGCAACUGAACUUAAAAUGAAAUUCCAAAUCCUGAUUAAAAAAAAAAAAAACCAAGGGGGCAGCUAGGUGGUGCAGUGGAUAGAGCACCGGCCCUGGAUUCAGGAGGACCUGAGUUCAAAUAUGGCCUCAGACACUUAUCACUACUAGUUGUGUGACCCUGGGCAAGUCACUUAACCCCAACUGCCCUGCAAAAAAAAAAAAAAAAAACCCAAGCCCAGAACCCAGCCUGAUCACCAGCUCUUAGCAUCUCCUAUAUGGAA
Molecule: messenger RNA, 2348 nt
Organism: Dromiciops gliroides (monito del monte)
Lineage: Eukaryota; Metazoa; Chordata; Mammalia; Microbiotheria; Microbiotheriidae
Gene: FNDC5
Product: fibronectin type III domain containing 5
Exons: 7
Coding region: 552-1193 (213 amino acids)
Biological process (GO): positive regulation of brown fat cell differentiation
Molecular function (GO): protein binding
Source: RefSeq, a predicted model, not a curated record